UCACACAUAAAUACACUCCAGCGGAUCGCCGGAGAGCCGUGGACGGGACACAAUUUACGGAAUAGAUUUACAAACCAUCUCUGGAGUUAACUUCACACACAGGAUGCCAGGAUCAGCCCCAAUCAGUUGCUUAGGACCAUGGCCCAAAGACGUAGGUAUCAUUGCCAUGGAGCUGUACUUCCCGUCCCAGUAUGUGGACCAGGCCGAGCUGGAGCAGUUAGACGGCGUAACGGCUGGGAAAUACACCGUGGGUCUUGGCCAAGCGCGCAUGGGCUUCUGCUCCGAUCGGGAAGACAUCAACUCUCUGUGCCUGACUGUGGUCCAGCGGUUGAUGGAGAAGAAUGGUCUGUCCUAUGACAGCGUGGGUCGACUUGAGGUUGGCACAGAGACCAUCAUUGACAAGUCCAAGUCUGUCAAAACAGUCCUCAUGCAGCUGUUUGAGGAUUCUGGCAAUACAGAUGUGGAGGGCAUUGACACAACAAACGCCUGCUACGGGGGUACGGCUGCGCUCUUCAAUGCUGUCAACUGGGUUGAGUCCAGCUCAUGGGAUGGGCGCUAUGCUGUGGUUGUUGCGGGGGACAUUGCUGUGUAUGCCACAGGAGGGGCCCGGCCGACGGGAGGUGCUGGUGCAGUGGCCAUGCUGAUUGGCCCUAAUGCUCCUCUGGCUUUUGAACGAGGUCUGCGUGGAACCCACAUGCAGCAUGCUUAUGACUUCUACAAGCCUGACUUGAUGUCAGAGUAUCCUGUGGUCGAUGGCAAGCUGUCGAUAGAGUGCUACCUGAGUGCUUUGGACCGCUGCUACACUGUGUAUCGCAACAAGAUCCACGCACAGUGGCAAAGAGAGGGUUCAGAGAAGCGUUUCAGCCUGGACGACUUUGGCCAUCUAGUCUUCCAUUCACCAUACUGCAAGCUGGUGCAGAAGUCGUUGGCUAGACUGAUGCUCAAUGACUUUCUAAACCACCCCAGCCCCAACACUGAGACGGGACCCUUCGCAGGCCUCGAUGCCUUCAGAGAUGUGCGACCAGAAGAGACCUACUUCGACCGGGAUGUGGAGAAGGCCUUUAUGAAGGCCAGUGCAGAUCUGUUUGAGAGGAAGACCAAGCCCUCCCUGCUGAUCUCUAACCAGAACGGAAAUAUGUACACACCCUCAGUCUAUGGCUGCCUGGCAUCACUCUUUGCAGCACACACCUCUUCAGAGCUGGCAGGACAGAGGAUUGGCGUUUUCUCAUACGGUUCUGGAUUUGCUGCUACUCUUUAUUCUCUCAGAGUCACACAGGACCACACACCUGGAUCUGUUCUGGAGAAACUUGUGUCCAGCCUGAGUGACCUGAAGGUCAGACUGGACUCAAGGCAGAAGGUCUCGCCUGCCGCCUUCUCUGAGAACAUGAAGCUAAGAGAAGACACGCACCACCUCGCCAGCUACGUACCUCGAGGCUCAGUGGAAGACCUUUUCCCAGGGACCUGGUACCUGACAAGAAUAGAUGACAAGCACCGCCGGGAAUAUGGCCGGAGACCUUUGGAGCAGGACCUGUCUUCAGAGCCAGAACUCGUUCGCUCCAGCACUGCCAGCGAGCACGGCCCCAGUCCAGCCAAGAAGAUGCCUCGCAUCCCUGCAGCCGCCGCCGGCCCCCAAGCUGCUGUCAGCAACUGAGCCCUCGGCUUACCUCUGAGAGGUAUCAAGGGAACUCUAACAAGUAGACCGCAGGGUAGUAGGACGCAACGGUGUCCCCUUGGAAGACAAACUAAACUAGGUUGGCGCAGUGCGGACCGCUUCCCAUUACCCUCGUUGGACAGUGAGCUCCAGAUUUGACCAGCCUAUUUUGAUCACAGUAAUCAUGUUUUAGCAAUCUUUUUGUUUUUCAACGUUGACAUUUGUACAUAUUUUCCUUUUGUAUUUGUGCAAAAUGGACCGUUUAUAUUUGGGAGAAGCGCACGCAGAUGUUAGCAGAUUAUUGCUGAUGUGAAACAAGCAGGUUUCCUACUGGCAGCUGGCAGCCAGUGAGAGGAAAUGGACAUACUGAAUGUCAUUUCAGGCCUCCUGCUAACAAAACCAUCAAGGGAAGUGUGCCUCAACUGUGCUGAUGUAUCGAAAAAUUGCUGACGCCACACCUCGUACCCCACUCUAUUUGUGUUCCAUACCUUUUUGUUUGCUAUGAAAAGGUGUGGUCAGUUUUCUGCAGGGCCAUCAUGUGACUGACCACACAUCAGGACUCACCCAGAGCUUCACAUGGUGGUGUCUUUCUUCCACCGUUGGUGCUGUAGCUGAUGUCAUGUAGAAAGCAUUAAGAUGUUAACCUGUUGACGUGUGAGGUAUGUUGCACCAAGCUCCUUUGAAUGACACCCUUCAUUAAUUUCCAUGGAAAGCCUAAAGCCACUAAGUGUGUAACUGCUGCUGUUCAAUGUUCCAAAGUCAUUCGCUCUGAUUGUUUUCAAAGUCUCUAAAGAGACGGCUUGAGGAGAAGUAUGGCAACAUUUGUCAUAAUCUACAUUGUAACUCUAUUAAAUUAACAAAUGGUUGAUAAAUCAUUACUCAUUUAUCAAGCACAAAUGUGCAACUUUC
Messenger RNA from Pungitius pungitius (ninespine stickleback), 2560 nucleotides. RefSeq names its product 3-hydroxy-3-methylglutaryl-CoA synthase 1 (soluble) (gene hmgcs1). Gene Ontology annotation, molecular function: hydroxymethylglutaryl-CoA synthase activity. Bases 104 to 1651 code for a protein of 515 amino acids. Gene Ontology annotation, biological process: acetyl-CoA metabolic process. Lineage: Eukaryota; Metazoa; Chordata; Actinopteri; Perciformes; Gasterosteidae. The transcript is spliced from 10 exons. The record is from RefSeq and is a predicted model, not a curated record.